Molecule: messenger RNA, 1314 nt
Organism: Aspergillus oryzae RIB40
Lineage: Eukaryota; Fungi; Ascomycota; Eurotiomycetes; Eurotiales; Aspergillaceae
Exons: 3
Coding region: 1-1314 (437 amino acids)
Source: RefSeq, a predicted model, not a curated record
AUGUCCUCCGUCCACAAUGAGGGCGCCGAUUUUUGGGGAGUGUUGAUUAACCCCGACAAGAGCCCCACCCCGUUACUCGAACAACUGUGCUUGGGGAUUGCGCAGGUAAUGACUUCCUUCGACGAGUUCGCGACAACGGACCUGACCCCCGAUCGCCUGGCAGCGUUUUACCGAAAGGUCGGCGGUAACUACGACGUCCUAUUCCUCGAAACGAGGCCUUCUGCUCUUUCGUUCAUAUACCAGCGCCUAGGAUGUUUCCACAGCAUUCAGCCUACCAACGAUCCCUACAAACCACCCUCUAUCCCCGCUUUGCAGCCAAAUGGCUUUGUGCGAUGGCAAACAAUUCAGCUUCUUCUCGACCCCGACGAGCACUCGAGAUGGUUACAGAAUGCUGUUGAUUUGUGGGACAUUAAGACUCCCAAUGGUAGAACUUUCCCUAAGAUGAUCCCUAGAGGGGCUUUCCCAGCGGAACCCGAUCCGGAGAUGGUACAGUGGCAUGAAGAAGUCAGCCGACGGUUCGAGCUUGACUACUGGAAGAAGAAUAUCCUGCGCUCCUCCCCUCCUAAUUUCGCUCCUUACCAUUCAUACUUCAGCCAGAAGGAUGUACCGACCCACAAAGAAGAUGAACCACCUCGAAGUCAGCGCCGAACAACCCCUCACCGUCAAGAGCCUACUACCGCAAGUGAACGUCGAAACCCCCAUAAACACCGUCAACGACGAAACGACGACAAGCCUUCCUCCACUACUCGCAGGGUACAAUCUACAUACUUUCCGCGACAAUCGGAAAACUUCGAUACCGGGUAUACGUCUCGACCAUCAUCUCCACCGUUGCGGGCGAAAGAGUCCACCAAGUCGCGUACGCGCGAGCGCCCACAGGCUUAUGGGCGAUCUGUGAGUCCCGGAGCAGUACCAGGCCUCCCAGGUCAGAUCGAUACAGCUACCAUCGCAAUCUAUCACCACCGCGAGUGUCCCAUACGCGUCGUCACUCGCACGAAGCAUACGCCCGCCGACCUCGAAAGGAAUUAUCUCCCGAUCCUCACCAACACCCCACAUACCCCGAUACAUCUCACUCCAAUCCAGGAAGAUUAUACGACUCCGAUGGGGCGCGAAGAGUGCGCCACGCCAAAGCAUAUAACGAUGAACCGCUCCAGCACAGAGCAUCAGGCGUUGGAUUCCGCGAUCGCGUCGUUAGCGACCCGCCGCCCACUUUUCCACCUGGCCGCGAAGUGCCCGUAUUCACCCGCAUGCAUUCUCGUUACGCCGGCACUGGCGAUACCUACAUCGUCCAUCCCCAUCCAGACCUCGAGCCAAUGA